Molecule: messenger RNA, 2348 nt
Organism: Penaeus monodon (black tiger shrimp)
Lineage: Eukaryota; Metazoa; Arthropoda; Malacostraca; Decapoda; Penaeidae
Gene: chic
Product: profilin-like
Exons: 4
Coding region: 113-493 (126 amino acids)
Cellular component (GO): cell cortex
Molecular function (GO): actin monomer binding
Source: RefSeq, a predicted model, not a curated record
GCUCAGCCUCUCCCGUGCAGUAGUCAAGUCAGUGUUGGCGCGGGAGGUGCAGUGGCUCUUUUGGCUCAUUUUCUAAACCAAUUAUUAUUCCUCUCCUUACACACACAAAAAAAUGUCGUGGCAAAAUUACGUUGACCAGCAGCUGAUGGGCUCUGGCUAUGUUUCUAAGGCGGUUAUUGCCGGUCACGAUGGCACAUUAUGGGCCAAAAGUGAUAACAUCGAACCAUCCCGGGAGGAGUUAGUAAAGUUAGCAAACAGUUUUACAGAUCAGAAAGGCCUUGCAAUGACUGGAGUUCACAUGGGUGGUGAAAAGUACUUCUACCUCUCUGGCACCGACAAGGUUAUCCGAUGCAAGAAAGGGAAGGCAGGAAUGCACUGCAUGAAGACGUUGCAAGCAGUCCUGAUAGCCAUGUUCGAGGACCCUAUUCAACCCCCUCAGGUGGCUGCUAUUGUAGAGUCACUAGGGGAGUACCUUAUCUCCAUGACUUAUUGAGUGAAUGAAGACUUCGUGAAUAUCACUAUCUUCAUUGGAGCUUCAUGGCAGUGGGUGACAUGUGAUAAACCAGUGUUGACCAGUGUUUGACGGUGACUUGAACAUGUGUUCCAUCUUGAUAAAAACUUGGCUACUCAAUCAGAAAAAAUAAAAGAUGAAAAAAAAGUGGAAACCCAUGUAUUUUUUGUUUUUCUUUGGAUAAUACCAGCAACAAUUUAGGAAAGGCUUGGCUGUCACACCAGUGUUUAUGUAUGUAUGUAAUGUAUUUGACGUCGGAAAGGGUUCUAUGAAAUGAAUAUACUUUCGCGUUUAAAAAAAAAAAAAACACCUUUGUAUAAUAAAUUUUUUCCAUGGACAUUUUAUUAUUGCAGCUUUUUGUGAAUUAACUUGCACUCUUAUAUAAGUGAUGGUUUGCAGCUGAUGGUUUUUGCAACUAUUAGUGAAGUGGCUAGCCUGUGUAUAUUUGCGAGCAUUUAGUGGUAGGGAGAGGGAUGAUCUGAUAACCUUGUCCUUAUAAUCCUCCUGAUAAUUUUGUCUUCCUCUGCUUUCAUCUCCAGAACAUACCUCUUGACAAAUUGCCUUUUUCAGUCUUGCCUCCAUCUCAGUAUUUUCCUCAUCCUCAACUCCCACACUCCAACAUACUUGUGUGAGUGUCUAGUCUCUGCUAGCCACUGAUCCCAGUGUUGAAUUUUUGUUUUAUUUUUUUUUAUAUUAAAUUUGUUCCUAAAUGAAAUUUAAAGUUUCCUGUACCCAACAGCUGUAAAUGGAAACUAUUAAAUGGAAUAAGCAUUCCUUAUCUCAACUGGUAUCUUUUAUGUUGAUAUCCAACGAACUAUAUUUUCUUGUAUGAAAACCUACUCUAGCCUGUAACUGAAUAUUGGGUCCUAAUUACUAUUACUGCGCAUUUGCUCAGUCUUGAUAAGUUUUGUUAUAAAGCCAAUUUUUCUUUUUGAUUAUGAUUACGGGGAAUAAUUUUUUCUUUGAACCCCGUGCUUUUUUGGGGAUGGGGGGGAUUUUGAACUUGAAUUUUGAAGAAAAGUUUGGGGGGAUCCCUGUCAUGGAUUCACGAAAGAUUGGCGAUUAUGAACCCGAGGUGAUUGGUUCAACGCAGCUCAUUUUCCUGUUCAAAACACAUCUCUGGUUCAGAAUCGCUGGUCAAUUUUUUUAACUGUUAAGGUUCCAGUGUAGUGUCACCCACUCAGGGUUGGCACUGCAAUUCUUGGAGGCACAAAAUUGGCCCAUGUGCCCAGGCUUGGUGUUCUGCCGCGUCAGUAGUUCUACUGCGGACGCUCAGUAUUGUACAGCUUCCAUUCCCCCCCCAAUAAACACUACUUAAUAACAUUAUAUUUUUAUAUAUCCCUUGGUUAAGGUGCACAUAACUGGCUAAUUUUCUUUUUUUGUAAACCAUUUUCCCAAGCAUGCCAGUGGAUCCAGUGCACCUUGUAGCUAGGCUGGCUCCAUUUGUGAAAGUCACUUGCAUCCAACGUAAUUGUUUUUUCACCUUAGUAAUAGACAUUGGGGUAGAUGUACAAAAAUAUUAAUCUGACUCGAAUCUGAACUGGUGGUAGACAUUGCAUGCUAGUUUUGUAGAUGGAGAUUCUAUAGACUUUGGCUUUGUCAGUUUAGUCAUAAAUUGUGGGGUAAGGAGAAAUUCCAACUUUUCUUAAUUUUGUAAAAUUGCAAAAUAGCAGGACGUACAAACUGUAAGGGUGGAACGCAAAGCCUGUUAAUUUAGAGCCUAUAAUUAAUGAUGGUAAGCAGGAAUAAUGCAGUGCGCCUGUAUUUCAUAAAUAUCUAGGUCUUUAAUAUGGAGAGAACAUCUCGCUCGAAGAAAAGAAUAAAAAACACCAAUUAU